This is a messenger RNA of Cricetulus griseus (Chinese hamster), 1905 nucleotides long. The record is from RefSeq and is a predicted model, not a curated record. NCBI's taxonomy places the organism in Eukaryota, Metazoa, Chordata, Mammalia, Rodentia, Cricetidae.
GAGAAGACUGAUGUGGAGGGAACCUUAUUUGUUUAUACAAGGUCUGCCUCUCCAAAGCACGGAUUCACCAUUAUGAAUAGGCUCAGCAUGGAAAACAGAACAGAACCCAUUACUAAAGACCUGGACUUCCAGCUCCAGGACCCUUUCCUUCUCUACAGAAAUGCCACAUUCUUGUGUCUCAUCUGACACCUGUGUUUAACCAGAGAAAGACUAAUGAAGCUGUCAGCUUCAAGGGCAUCUUCACCAUAGGACCAUACUGCUUGAAAGGGCCUAUCUGACAGAAAAUGCUGUGUGGAGUUAGUGAGCACACAGGAAGCCUCAUUCACUGUCUCUAGUGUCCAUUUAUGGAAUUUGGUUUUAUGAUAAGGAAGAGUGCCAAAGAAUUGCAAAACUGAUGAAAAACCUCACUCAGUGCGAACAGUUGAAAGCCUGUCAUGGAUCUGGAGCAGAAUCCUCCCCAGGGACCCUGAGUUCAGGAGAGGGCAGAGAAGUAGAUAUCUUACAGAUGCUCACUAAGGCCAAAGAUGAGUACACUAAGUGUAAAACCUGUUCUGAGCCAAAACAGAUAACCAGUUCUUCCGCCAUUUGUGACAACCCUAAGCUUAUCAAACCUGUCCCGGUGAGACCCAGUAGUAGCCACAGGCUACAAGAACCCCCGCCCAACAAGACCUCGGACCCUGAGCCCCAACACUUAUCUUUGACAGCUCUAUUUGGGAAACAAGACAAAGCUCCAUGUCAUGAAACUCUGAAACCCUCUGGGACAUUCACCCACCACCAUCACCACCACCACCACCACCACCAACAGCAAGAGCAGCUUCCCAUUCAUCAAGGAGUUGCAUGCCCCCUGUCCUAUGACAAUCCCAGAAGGCUCUCACUCCCCGUGGAGAAGCAACUAUGUCCAGCCAUUCAGAAACUCAUGGUCGGGAGCACGGGGCUGCACCCGCUGCCACAGCACCCUCAACAGUGGCCCUGUGAAAGUGGCAGCCCCAGUCAUGCAAGGGGAGUUCUCCCUGGUCCUGUCCACCUGGGGUCACCCUGGAACGGUGGGACUGCACACUGUGCACAGAGCACUUGCAGAAGCCACAAGCUGCUAGAGCAACUUCAAGGUGCUUCUGGGGCAGCACAUAAGUUUAAGCCCUGUGCACCUGCCAGCCCAGCUGUGGCCACUCAGCUGGCUCCGUGCCAAAGCGUGGCUCACUCACAGCUGGUGUAUUUCAGUGGCCCCCUUCCUCCUCCCACACCAGGACAUCAGACUCUCAGGAAGGAGCAGUGUGCACUGCCAGCACAAGCGCUGUCCCUCUCCAGCCACCAGGAGAGCAGCCCCAGUGUGCUUCCUACUCAGGAGCUGUUGAGAAAGCUCCAGGUAGUACAUCAGGGGCAGCAGCUGCAGGCGGCCCCACGGCCAGCCUUAGCAGCCAGGUUCCCCGUGUCAGCCCAUGGCUCGGGGACAGAAAAGCCCUUGGAAGCCUGGGCCAACAAGACAGCCAGCAUGGAGAAACAAGCUCCUCUUCCUCAGUUCACCUGUGCCCCACUGAGGGAGACUGAUAAUGGGCUCAUGCCCCUAGGAGGCCAAGAACUUGCUGCUGCCUCCUCCAGCCUUCUUCUGCCCCUGCAGAACUGGGAAUCCUCCACCAUGGCCAGCAGGCCCCUCACCAGGCUGCAGCUCCAGGAAGCACUGCUGAACCUCAUCCAGAAUGAUGACAGCUUCUUAAGCAUAAUCUAUGAAGCCUAUCUCUUCAGUGUGACACAAGCAGCCAUGAGAAAAGCCACUUAACCAACUACGUGAGAACAAAGACUGAGAAUUGAUUUUCCAGGUCCUUCCUGUGAACUGUGUGACCAAACACAUUCCUGCCUUUUUAACAAAGUAUAAUAAUACAAAGUAAAGUGGUUUUGUACUGUCCAAUA